This is a messenger RNA of Lactuca virosa, 1715 nucleotides long. The record is from the annotation of a GenBank genome assembly. Lineage: Eukaryota; Viridiplantae; Streptophyta; Magnoliopsida; Asterales; Asteraceae.
UGAAACACUGAUCAUUUCCUCUUCCUCUUCAAAUUCGAAGUUCGCUUUCAUCAUUGAGCAACAAUGAGACGAAUCAUCAGCAGAAAAUGGGUGUUCUCACUCUACAUUCUCCUUCUGUUUUCUGGAUCUUUUCUCUCAUCUGCUUCCGCAAAACCACCAAGAAAAUUUGUCAGUGGCAUUGCGUCGAACAUAAUGUCUGCACUUUUCAAAUGGCUGUGGUCUCUUAAACCGACUAACAAAAUUGCCUUGGUUAUACCUAGUCGCUCGAGGAUGAAGUUUGAAAGUGGGUAUACUGUAGAAACAGUGUUUGAUGGAAGCAAAUUAGGGAUUGAACCUUACUCAGUAGACGUAACACAAUCCGGGGAGCUUCUUCUCUUAGAUUCUCAAAACAGUAACAUCCACAAAGUCUCAACACCCUUGUCUAAAUAUAGUGUAGCAAAGCUUGUAGCUGGAUCAUCUGAAGGGUAUUAUGGUCAUGUGGAUGGGAAGCAUAGAGAAUCCAUGAUGAAUCACCCGAAGGGGCUUACAGUUGAUGACAGAGGAAAUAUAUAUGUAGCAGACACUAAAAAUAUGGCAAUUAGAAAGAUAACUGAUAAAGGAGUUGUUACAAUAGCAGGAGGAAAUGCAAAGUUUUCAAAUGACUUUGAUUUGUUAUACGUUGCAAGUAGUUGCUCUAUUUUGGUGGUUGAUAGAGGUAAACAAGUUAUUAGAGAAAUCCAACUUCAUCAAGAUGAUUGCUCUUUUAAUCACUUUAAUGAAAAUCUACUUUCAGGGAUUGUGGUUGUUUGUGGUGCUGUGUUCUUUGGUUUCAUGUUAGCAUUGUUGCAACGUAGAAUAUCCGCAAUGUUUUCAUUUUCUGUGGAACCAAAAUCUCCUAUAAAAGAGAUUCAUUCAUCCGUAUACCCGAUGCCGAUUCCGAUUCCAAUGCCAGUUAAAUCAGUGAGACCACCACUAAUUCCACCCGAGAACAACGAACCCGAGAACGAAGAAUUCGGAUUCUUCAAUUCCAUUGGAAAACAUCUCACCAAUGCCCAAUCAUCUCUCUCCGAAACCUUUCACACUUUACUCUCUAAUCCCAAAAAGAAACCACUCAUUAACACCUAUCAAACAAUCUACCAUCAACCACCUCCAUAUUUCAACACAUGGCCCACACAACAAACCUUUGUAAUUCCUCCCCAAUACCCACCCCCAUUAGUAUUCCCCACAAGAAAACCCCAUAAAUUCAUCACAAAAAAACCUGAAAAAACCAACCGGACUCGAAAUAUGUAUCAUCGGCAUAACAAAUACUUUUUGUCGGGCCCACGCACUUAUUAUGAGGAGAACAACGAGACAACAAACGAGGUUGUUUUUGGGCCAAUUCAAGAACAAGAAAGAACGGAUGUGUCGAUAAAGGCUAUUGACUAUAGCCAUCCGAGUUAUAGUACCCGGGAUUUAAGACCAAGGUAUAAUUACAUGGGGUAUGCGUAGCAAGAUUUAGUAGUUGUUGGUUUCUUUAUGCCAGCUAUCUAGCAGACUGUUGUGUAUUAAUUUAUAUUUUACAUGAUGAUCUUAGAAUGGGUGGUGUGAGCCAGCUUAGGGGUUGUUAGAAGAAUAAUACAUAGUUUAUCUGUAUGAUAUGUAUUUGUAGGUUUCGUAGUAGUGACAAUGUUUUAAGGUAAGUAAAACAUGUAUGAUGAUCGUAGAUUAUCUUUUUAUCGUAAAUAUUUAUUGAGUGG